AAUUAAAAUGAGAGUUCUCUUGUGUGUAGCAUUGCUUUUAGUUGUGAGAAGUGCAAUUACAGUCACAUGUCCAAAGACUGGAUAUGGUUGUAUAACUUAUGGAGCCAAUACCUUCGUUUAAUCAACAAGAACAAAUUCAUUAUGCAGAAAUGGUAUUCUAUAUUAUGAUCAAUAAAGGGUUUUAUUGGAACAAUUAAGCUUGUAUGCCGUGUAAAAAUGCAGAUAAUGAUUUAAGUGGAUAUUACACAUGCAGUAGCUAUUAUGGAGCAACUUAAUUGACAUGCAAUUCUGGCUAUACAUUGAUAAAUGGGUAAUGCAGCAAUUACUAUUUUUAAGUGUCUGUAUUUAAAUACCUAUUGGAUGUCAGACUUAUGCGUUGAAUUCUAAUUCAGAUGCCUAUGUUUGUACUGCAUGUACAUCCGAUUAUACACUUAAGGCAGGUGUAUGUAUCAAUAAUUAAUAUUGUUCUUCAUGGGAUGAAAAUGCUGUUUGCUUAUCUUGUUAAACCAAAUACUUUUUAAAUUGGGAUUUGAAGUUCACACCAUCAAAUUCAAGCUCAAAUUCUACAAUCUGGUUUGGAACAUGGUAAUAAUAUUAUUUAAUGCCUGGAUAAUCAUUUUGCAGUUUAUGUACCUAAACUAUGCCUAAUUGUAAAUCUUGUAAUUCACCGUAACUAUUUACAUCAUUUUAGAUAUACUUGUUCAUAAUGUAAUGAUGGUUACUAUUGGUAACAAGCAGUCAGUAGCACUCCUUUGACAUCUUCUAAUGCAUAAUUUGCAGGCUCUUGCGUUAGCUGUUUAAGCAGUGGAAAUUGUGCCACAUGUCAAGGAUCCACAUGUACUUAAUGCUUACCUGGUUUCUAUGCUUCUAAAGAUAAUACUUAAACCAUUAUUUAAUCUUGUAGUUUUUGUCCUAUUGGAUGUUCAUCUUGUACAUCAUAAUCAACUUGUAAUGACUGUUAUCCUUCAUACUUUAAAUUUGGAGAUUUAUGCUAUUCAAUGUAAAAAUGUUCUUCUGUCAAUUUACAAUUAACAUAAGCUGGUUCAAAUCCUAAGUGUUCAGCUUGUGUUGCUGGAUAUGCUUUAGACUAAGCAAGUGGAAUCUGUUAUUAAUGUAAUAACUGUGAUAGUUGCACUGUGCCUGCUGGAUAAUAAACAGCUUCUUUAUAAACCUCAUGUUCAACUUGUCGAGAUACGUAUCAUUUAUUAUUUAUAUAAUUAUAGUUAUUAUGGAGUAAAAGAUGGAAAUGGUAUAGUUACUUGUAGAUAAUGCACCUAAGCAUCAGAUUCAUUUUUAAGAUGUUAAGGUCCAGUUGAAAAUUCAUCUCUCACAGCAGUUGUACCCACUUAAUGUUAAGAUGGAUAUUAUUUAUAUACCUUACCAGCUUCAGGUACAACAGCUGCAUAAGUGAUUUGUGUUCCAUCAACUCAAAGUCUUUAAUGUGUCACAAUAGUUGCAACAAGUGGUAAUCAAUAUACAUGUGCCUCAUGUACUACUUAAACUAACUUGUAUAAUAAUACUUUGUGUUUGGCUUGUGAUGCAUCAUUAACUAACUCAUUGCCUCAAGGUUGUUCUGCUUGUACAGGAUCACCUAAUAAUUCAAUAAAUUGUAAUGCUUGUUAUGUCAACUACUUUUUCUCAACAGGUACAACUACAACAUGUACAGCUUGUGAUUCAUAAUGUAUUUAAUGUGGAUCUGGUCCAACUUGCUCAAGAUGUGUAAAUGGUUAUUAUGUAUCUGGUGGUGGAUGUACUUAAUGUGGUGUCUCUAAUUGUGCUACUUGUACUGCAGAUAGUCCAAAUUCUUGUUAAGUUUGUAACAAUGGAUACUUCUUAUCAAGUAUCAAUACAGGAACCUAAACAACUUCAUAUUGUUUGGCAUGUCCUUUUGAAUGUGCAACUUGUUCUGCCCCAGGUUAAGUUUGUAAUUCUUGUAUUAGUGGAUAUGUCCUUUCAAAUGGGGGUUGCAUUAGUUUGAGUUAAGCUAAUUGUGCUGAAGGAUAUCCUACAUCAACUUCAUAAAAUCAAUAAACACCAUCCACUCAAUCUGGUUGUGCUAUUUGCAAAUAUGGAUUUUACAACUUUUAAAAAAGAUGUCUCCAAUCUGUACAACCAUAUGCAGGAGUAAUAAUAUAUUUAAUCUAUCUUUAGGCUGUUUAUGUUCCAAAUAAUUUCACUUUUGGUUCAAAUCCAGGAAUAUCUAAUUACCAGACCAUCCUGUAUUCAAUAUUCUUGGUUAUUUUGUUGCUUGGAUAUUGAUUUAUUAAUAUAA
Paramecium sonneborni is the source of this 2272-nucleotide messenger RNA. Lineage: Eukaryota; Ciliophora; Oligohymenophorea; Peniculida; Parameciidae. The record is from the annotation of a GenBank genome assembly.